Eimeria acervulina is the source of this 651-nucleotide messenger RNA. RefSeq lists its product as hypothetical. The record is from RefSeq and is a predicted model, not a curated record. The coding region runs from base 1 to 651 and encodes 216 amino acids. NCBI's taxonomy places the organism in Eukaryota, Apicomplexa, Conoidasida, Eucoccidiorida, Eimeriidae. The transcript is spliced from 5 exons.
AUGAACGAGAGAGAGAUAGGCUGUAGCGGAGCAGCAGCAGCAGCAGCAGCAACAGCAGCAACAGCAACAGCAAGUGACCUGCGGCGGCGCCCUGACAUACUAUUAGCUGGUUCACCUGCUGCAAUGCUCUUUGCAUUCUUAGACACUCAAGAAGACUUCUCUGGGGCUUCUCAGGCCUUAGCUGCUCUCCCUACGGUCUGUAAGACACAGGGACUAACCGAAUCUAGCAGCAGCAGCAGCAGCAGCAGCAGCACAUCAGCAGCAGGAAAGGCAGCAGCAGCUGAUGUCGACUGCAACCUCACUGGAGUUGAUCCAGAGUGCUUCCUUAUCAAUCUUGCAGGCCAAGUGGGGAAGACCUGGGAUACGCAGCUAGCCGAUGAAAGCCGUGCUGCUGAGAUGAUAGAGAAGCUAUUAAAGAGUCAAGGCCUUACCUUGCAAGCAGCAGCAGCAGCUUGCGCAGCAGCACCUCUAGCAGUGCCGCUGCUGACGCAGUUUGGCUCUGCUCUCCCCAGUGCUGCUGAGGAUAGUGCAGUCGCUCUUAGGGUAUGGUGUGAGGACCCCGUGCUGCUGCAGCGAUGUGCAUGCGAUAUGUCUGCACCAGCUGCAGCAGCAGCAGAACAGCAGCAGCAGCCGGAGCUGCACCCACCGUGA